AUGGGAACGCUGAUUAGAGCAGCCGUGCUUGUAAGCCUGCUUCUGUUCUGCAACGCUCUCCUGGACCUGACAGGCCCCAGUGAGAUGGAAGGUGUAUGGAAGGGGUCUGCUGUCCUGCCAUGCACCUAUGUGCCUGGGGAGAACUUUGUGCAGCACGCCCUUACGUGGUCUGUGGUGCAUGACCAGAGUUCUGGUACUGUCUUCCGGAGGGAUGCCUCUGGGGAUCAUGUUCUCCUGUCUGAGUACAGAGACAGGGUUGAAGUCCCAAAGAACCUGCCAGGGAACGUGUCUCUCCACAUCUUGAAACUGGAAAUAUCUGACAGGGGAACCUACACUUGCCAUGUCACCUGGACAGCCAGCAACAACAGUCAGAUAGCAAAAGAGAUCAGCACUAAAGUUGAAGUUGUCAAAGUGCCAGCGACCAAGCCUACCAUCAGGGCUGGCGCGCUGGGGCUGACGGUGCCAGCGGGAGCCAGGACCAGCCUGACCUGCGUGGCCCACGGGUCCCCACCCAUCAGCUACCGCUGGUUCCGGGCAGUGCCAGGGGGGACAGCCCUGCCGCUGAGCAGCCAGGCCGAGCUGACGUGGGACAGCCUGCGGCCUUCCGACGCGGGGACAUACUACUGCGAGGCAGAGAACAGAGUCGGGGCAGGGGCGGUGCAGCGGAGCGAUGCCGUUGAGCUGGUGGUGAGAGGGUCCCCAGUCACACAGCCACCCACGCCUGGGACCAGCCGGCACACAGGACCCCCACUCACCUCGGAAGGCAGCGAGGCUCCCCGCGUGCUGGGAGGUGAGUGACCCGGGCAGCAGGGAAGGGCUGGUUCCACCCUGCUGGCAUGCAAAUAGCACAGGCUGUCAG
Messenger RNA from Cygnus atratus (black swan), 859 nucleotides. Its product is annotated as V-set and immunoglobulin domain-containing protein 4-like. Gene Ontology annotation, molecular function: complement component C3b binding. The record is from RefSeq and is a predicted model, not a curated record. The transcript is spliced from 4 exons. NCBI's taxonomy places the organism in Eukaryota, Metazoa, Chordata, Aves, Anseriformes, Anatidae. Gene Ontology annotation, biological process: negative regulation of complement activation, alternative pathway; negative regulation of T cell proliferation; negative regulation of interleukin-2 production. The coding region runs from base 1 to 798 and encodes 265 amino acids.